GCGGGCGCGGCCGUCGGGGUGGCCAUGGUGCUGCUGCUGCUGGUGGCCAUUCCGCUGCUGGUGCAUAGCUCCCGCGGUCCGGCGCACUAUGAGAUGCUGGGUCGCUGCCGCAUGGUGUGCGACCCACACGGGCCCCAAGGCCCUGGACCCGACGGUGCGCCCGCCUCCGUGCCCCCCUUCCCUCCGGGGGCCAAGGGAGAGGUGGGCAGGCGCGGGAAGGCAGGUCUGCGAGGACCACCGGGACCCCCAGGUCCCAGAGGGCCUCCAGGAGAGCCGGGCAGGCCAGGUCCGCCAGGUCCUCCUGGCCCAGGCCCUGGCGGAGUGGCGCCCCCUGCCGGCUACGUGCCUCGCAUUGCCUUCUACGCGGGUCUGCGGCGGCCACACGAAGGUUAUGAGGUGCUGCGCUUCGACGACGUGGUGACCAAUGUGGGAAACGCUUACGAGGCGGCCAGCGGCAAGUUCACCUGCCCCAUGCCAGGUGUCUACUUCUUCGCUUACCAUGUGCUCAUGCGCGGCGGUGACGGCACCAGCAUGUGGGCCGACCUAAUGAAGAAUGGACAGGUCCGGGCCAGCGCCAUUGCUCAGGACGCGGACCAGAACUACGACUACGCCAGCAACAGCGUCAUCCUGCACCUGGAUGUGGGCGAUGAAGUCUUCAUCAAGCUGGACGGCGGGAAGGUGCACGGCGGUAACACCAACAAGUACAGCACCUUCUCUGGCUUCAUCAUCUACCCGGACUGAGCAGGGCCCUUCCCCCGUGCCCCUGCUCGCCCUUCGCCUCCGCUCCCCUCUUCACCCACCUGCAGCCGGCCCCACCCAAGGCGCCACCCAAUCCUUCCAGAGCCUGGAGGUGGGGCGGACCCUCCUGCUCCCGGAGGCGGCCUUGCUGGGCGGACUCUGGGCGCUCCGGGGUCUAAGUGGCCAGGGAGAGGAGGAAGCCGGGCUGAGGAGGAACCGAGCGGCUCGGGAAGGGACCGCCGGCUUCAGAGUGCGCGCCUGUGAAAGCCGACCCGAGGGGGCCGGAGGUCGGGCCCUCUCUUCUGCUAGGAGCUGGGGACCAGCUUCACCACCGGAAGCUGCCAGCAGAAUGGUGGCGGUGCGCGCGCGUUUGGUGGUGGUGGCGGUGUGUGUGCGGGGAUGGAGAGCAGAAACAGGAGCCCAUCUAGGUGGGAGGACGGGAAACGUCUGGAGGGGGUCAGGCUCCUCCUCUGUCACCACAACUUUCUCUCACCAUUCUCUCCUUCCCUCAUCCCCAUUUUCAGGCUCCAGGCACCGCCUUGGCAGCCUUCCUAUAAACUGAAAGAACAAGUGAAUUCUUUCUUAGCAUUUAAAACUCAUUCUGUACAGCCCCCAUUUCACCCCCAUUCCGCCUAGGCCCUGGGGCUACAGCUGCUGUUGCCUCUCCCAAUAAAGCGAAGUUGGAGAAUG
Messenger RNA from Suricata suricatta (meerkat), 1428 nucleotides. RefSeq names its product complement C1q like 4 (gene C1QL4). Lineage: Eukaryota; Metazoa; Chordata; Mammalia; Carnivora; Herpestidae. The transcript has 2 exons. The coding region runs from base 25 to 741 and encodes 238 amino acids. Gene Ontology annotation, molecular function: protein binding. The record is from RefSeq and is a predicted model, not a curated record.